Cephus cinctus (wheat stem sawfly) is the source of this 8376-nucleotide messenger RNA. It is a transcript of the gene Imp, whose product is annotated as insulin-like growth factor 2 mRNA-binding protein 1. Lineage: Eukaryota; Metazoa; Arthropoda; Insecta; Hymenoptera; Cephidae. Gene Ontology annotation, cellular component: cytosol; cytoplasm; nucleus. The transcript has 10 exons. Gene Ontology annotation, molecular function: mRNA 3'-UTR binding. Bases 451 to 2445 code for a protein of 664 amino acids. Gene Ontology annotation, biological process: nervous system development; regulation of gene expression. The record is from RefSeq and is a predicted model, not a curated record.
GAAGAGCUAGAAGGAGUCAGGGUACUGCGCGCUGCGUUUCCGUGCGAGACAAAUUUCCUCGGCUACGAGCACACGGAGAUUCAGCGAAGAGAGACAGAGCGAAAAGAUAAAGGAAGACACGGCGGCGGAGGUGAGAGGAGAACACGGAGAACGCGGGGACACGCGGCGAGAGGAGAAACGCGCGAGGGAGUCGCCAGCGAGAACUGCCAAGGAGACACGGGAAAAGAAUUCAUCGAUAGCCCAACUCGCCGUGAGCUCUGAAGAAGAAAAUACCUCAGCAUCGGACUUGGAGACACAGCAGUACCCAGGAGAGAAGUGGAGAGCCAACGAGAGAGAGAGAGAGAGAGAGAGAGAGAGAGGGACGGGCCAAGGAGCAUCGUCAACUAGUCACUCAAGAUCCUCGAUAAAAGAAAAGGCAUCACCAUAGCGUCGAAAAGCGAGCCGAGCACCAUGUCGAAGCUCUACGUCGGCAAUUUGCCGUCGGAUUGUAACGAGAACGCACUCCGGCAGUUGUUCCAGGAUCACAAUCUGUCGUGCACGACGAUCCUGGUGAAGCGCGGCGGUUACGCGUUCGUCGACUGCAUCGACCAGUCCACGGCCGAUCGGGCCAUCGACAAGCUCAAUGGAUACAACUAUCUUGGAUCUACAUUAGUGGUCGAACCAUCCGUAGCCGGUGGAGCCAAAAAACGGGGUAGCGGCACCGCCCUACCAGAAUCCCCGGUCGACCAGGUCGGCAACGGAUGGAGCUCCGGGGCCAAGGUAUUGGUGAGCAACAUUUCAGCCCACACGAGUUUGGACGAGCUGGAAAUCCUCUUCAUCACCUACGGGCAGGUGCAGAACAUCGAGAAGGUGCCGUCGCGCGAUCCCAACACGCAAAGCGUCCUCGUCAGCUAUGAAACGCAAGAGCAAGCACAGCAGGCUGUGAACCACUUGAAUGGCUUCGAGUUCAUGGGCAAUCCGCUGAAAGUGGAAAUGUCGAGCACGGAAAGUCGACGAAGAGGGCGCAGCCAACGGGGUGGCGUUGCCUUUUCCGGACUUCCUGGUUCCGGUCGGCAGACCGACUUCCCCCUGCGCAUUCUCGUUCAAUCGGAUAUGGUCGGCGCCAUUAUCGGUCGUCAAGGCUCCACCAUUCGUCAGAUCACGCAGAUGACCAGGGCCAGGGUCGACGUCCACAGGAAGGACAACGUUGGCUCCUUGGAAAAGGCCAUCACCAUCUACGGGAACCCGGAGAACUGUACUAACGCGUGUAAGAAGAUUCUGGAGGUGAUGCAGCAGGAGGCCAACAACACGAACAAAGGCGAAAUCACCCUGAAGAUACUCGCCCACAACAAUCUGAUUGGCCGCAUAAUUGGCAAGGGUGGUAACACGAUCAAGAGAAUCAUGCAGGACACUGACACUAAGAUCACCGUCAGCAGCAUCAAUGAUAUCAAUAGCUUUAACCUGGAGCGCAUCAUCACGGUGAAGGGUACCAUCGAUAAUAUGAGCAAGGCCGAGUCAAUGAUCUCCAGCAAGCUACGUCAGAGCUAUGAGAAUGAUCUUCAGGCAAUGGCGCCCCAGAGUAUGAUGUUCCCUGGGCUUCAUCCUAUGGCGAUGAUGUCCACUGCUGGUAUGGGCUACAGUUCUCGAGGGCCAGGCCUGUACGGCUCUGGGCCGGCACCCUAUCCUUAUCAGAGUACCUUGCCAACCCAGCAAGGAGUGCCAGCCGGUGAUACCCAGGAGACGACCUUCUUGUACAUUCCGAACAACAGCGUGGGCGCCAUCAUCGGUACCAAGGGCUCUCACAUCAGGAACAUCAUCAGAUUCUCUGGCGCCAGCGUCAAGAUCGCUCCUCUAGAUCAGGACAAGCCGGCUGAUCAGCAGACCGAAAGGAAGGUCACCAUCAUCGGAUCACCGGAGUCACAGUGGAAGGCCCAGUACCUGAUCUUUGAGAAAAUGCGAGAGGAGGGCUUCGUCGCUGGUACAGAGGAUGUCAGGUUGACCAUCGAGAUCCUGGUUCCCAGUGCCCAGGUUGGUCGAAUCAUCGGGAAGGGUGGCCAGAAUGUAAGAGAGCUUCAACGUGUCACCGGAAGUGUUAUAAAACUCUCAGAACAACAAGCCAGCCCACCGCAGGCUGACGAGGAAACCACCGUCCACAUAAUCGGACCGUUCUUCUCCGUUCAGUCGGCGCAACGAAGAAUCCGUGCGAUGGUCCUGCAGUCCGGUGCACCAGGAAGUGGCACGGGUGGUCCAACCGGUACACGGGCAGGACGUGGGAGCAGCCAGGAAGGCGGUGCACGUUCACGACGAGACGGCAGCGCCACUUCUCAGCAAGGUGGCACCACCUCCCAGCAACACUCGUCCUCUCAGCAACAGUCCGGCUCGCCAUCCAGCCAGCAGCAACAACCCCAACAGCAACAGCAGCCCCAGCAGGGCCAACAGCCGCAGCAACAGCCACAGAAUCAGUAACGUUGAUGAAACUCACCUGACGCCAAGCAACGCCUCACAGAAUCCAUUUUAUUCGGCUGGGGUGGUCACGCCGCUUUGAAAUCCUACGUUCCAGUUCCUCGAGGAGGAUUAGGAUGAGGAGGCUGCUUCCUCCGUGAUACCUGGAAACUCUAGACGCACGAUUACCCUGCUCCGCUUUAACGAUUGUCGUCCUCAUGGAUAUUCCGUCCGAUCACGUAUAGCUGAAAGGCUGACAAGUUCUCAUAACCGACCUCAUUGCUCCACCCUCGUGGUAGGGAAUUUAAUGUUCGUACUGUGCUCGAGGUACGUACGGAUCGCAGGAGAUCAGGCGUCGUAGUUAAAAACGAAGGAGGGAGGUCGAGAAAGUUUUGUAAGGUCGGACGGAAAUGCGUGUAGACGAGACGCUGGAAAAUUAACUUGGAGUUUGCGACGGCAGAUGGCCCUCGAGUUUGGGAAAAGGGUGGAAACAUGGAAGACGAUGGAAGAUUUUUCUUUCAUUUCCAUUUUUAGAAGAAACAAAAGGGGUUGUGGUAUUCGAACGUUCGGGUUUUGAGGUAUCGUUAAAUAUAUAUUGAUUCCUCGAGGUUAAUCUCAUUAAGGUCGGCGGCACAUGGCUCACGGGAGGAUUGUGAAUUAAUCUAGCGGUAUUCUGAGAGAGAGAGAGAGUGUGUGUGAGAGAGAAAGAGAGAGAGAGAGAGAGAGUGUGUGAAAAUAAGAAAGAAUGAGAGAAUGAUAAAGAUUUCGAAGCGGUUAUGAAAUUCACCCCGCCGAUAGAAUUGGGAACGAUGAAACACACACACAACCUUAUUACCUCAUUCAUUACGAUUAAAGAUUUAAUAUGAUAAUAUGAAAAAGAAGUGAAAUGAAAAAUGAUAAACCAACUAAUCUAAAAAAAACCUACCUAAUAUUAAAGUUAUAAUAAUAUACAGAGAAGUUAAGUAACGAUUACAUUACCUUAUACCUGUUACUAUAUUACGAUAACUACCACUACUUCUAUUACUUCUACUAUCCACUUGCCGCUACUACUACCGCUACCAACACUACCACUACUACAAUAACUAUUAUUAUUAUUACUACUACUUACUAUCGACUACCGCUAUUAUUACACCGCUAUUACUAUGGAGGAUUGGGGAGAAUGCUCUUUCUCCCCUUUCCUCUCACUCUCUCUGUUUAUUAUUUUUUUUUUUUCCCUCUAAAUAAGAUAACUUUUUAAGCGAAUUCAUCCGAGACAUCCUUGAGACUAAUGUUGAGUAUGUGAAAAAAAAAAAUAAUUGUGAGGUUCUACCGUAAGAGACAUAGAUGAACUGGUGAUAUACGAUGAGAAAACCUCCGGCGGCAGCGCUGCCCCCUCGCACCGUAAUACCAAAGAAGCGAUUUUGAUUUUGUACGAGUGAAGUGAAAAUGCGUGUUAAAGAUAAUGAAAACAGGACGCGCUGCGUGAUUCGUUUCAAAGUUCCUUUGCAAGAGCCGGUGGGGGCGCGCUCUAUGCGACAGAAACACCAAAAACCAUUGAGAGUCACCGGAGACGAGCGAAAUGCGACUGUCGCUGGGGCUGCUACGGCCACUGGGACAGUGAGGACCGGAAACGGGGACAGAAGGAAAAGAAGCGGAAGGGACGGAUAAAUUGAGGAACGAAAGGAGCGAAGUAGCAGCCAAGCUGAGGUUGGAUAAGAUGCUGGACGAUUAAGAUCGGGAUGCAGGGAGAGCAAGAAUGUUAAGGGUGGAGGAUGCAAAGGAGGUAUUCUGACUUUGCCGUGGAACGCUGAUAAGGGGGUAUUGAAGAUUGCAGGGAGUUUAAUGGAAAAUUGAGGUGAAAGGAGGCGAAGGAAGAUUCAAGCGGCGUAGGGUGUUACGCAUGAAAGUUAUUAUGGAAGUAGCCAUGAUAGGUGGGAGUGAAUAGGGGAGGUAGAGGCAUCGAUGAUUUGUAUGAGGGAUGAAGGGAGAAGAACAAGAAGAAGGAGGAGAAGGUGACGAAGAGAAGAAGAUAGAAGAGGAGGGAAGAUGAAUGGAACCACAAAACGUUUUCAGGGAUUUUAUUUUACCAUGGAUGUAAUAGUGUGUGAGUGUGCGUGUGUUGAAUAAUACUAUUAAUUGAUAAGUAAUGAAUUACCGAUUAAGAUGGUAAAGAUGCAAGACAGGUAUUUAGAUUUAUCAUGAUGGAGGAUCGCAGUAGACUAGGAUUUCGAAAUCUUCCGUGAAUCGCGUGUCUGUAUAUAUAAUGUAUAUACACAUAUAUUUAUAACAUAUGUAUAUACGCGCGACGUAUAUAUAUAUAUUUAUAAUAUAUGAAUGCACGCAGAACACGUAAUGCGUCUAUGCGUCUCGUAUUAGGGUGCUCGACGUAAGGGAUGUAGAGUGAGAAAGACGCGUGCGCGCGUAUACGCAUUGAAUACGGAAUUAAAAAAAAAGAAGAGAACGAAGAAAUGAAAUUCCGUGACAAAAUUCACGAUUCGCCAGAUCUGAGGAAGGUGCGGGGCUUAUGCUAGAUAUAUAUCUAUAUAUAUAUAUGUACCGACUGUGAAUUCUGUAAUUUUAUAAUUAUAGGAUUAUAGAAUGUAAUUGCACUCUGGAUAACGCGCCCGCGCUUUUUCGAAAGGUCUUCGCGUAGAAAAUUUGUCCAACGACAGUGGCGACUUUGCGAGGCGUCGGUCAGCCGGACUAUGGUUGGGUCGGUCGGGUUUUGUAAGAUUGAUUGAAUAACUGUACUUCCGGUAUCGCGGUACGUGCUGCUCGAUUGCUGAAGACACUUCCGCUUCCAUUUCAACCGUAUCGAGAAUUCUUGGAUUCUUCCACGACUCUGUCGAACUUCCCGAUCGACCGCACUAGGCAGUUCGCGAGUAGUGGCGCUGCUGUCGCUUCUCUCGUCUUUACAUCCAACAAGAAAGCGAAUUGGCGCCCUCGUCGUAUUACUGGCCGACGCUCGCGAAAGAAAAAAAAAGAAAUAAUUUGCUUGGAGCAUCGGGCAAAGACCGUUGAGAUUAUUUCUCGCUCGUUAUUCAUUUCUCUGGUAUCUCUUGAGACGCCCGGAGAGCGAGGGGAAAUAUUUGGAGAUAAUCAUGGGAAGCUCCGUUUCUCGACGCGGUCGUAAAACAUGACCAAAUAUCGGAUUGACGAAUAAUUAAUUGUCCCUUAAUUGCGCGAGCGAUUCCUGUUUCCGUGAUCGAACUGAUCGAUUGAAAUAUCAGAUUUUGAUUGGUUUGGAAUUCUAGGAAUGUCGCAUGAUCGAUCGGAAUUCGCGCGCUGCUCGAAGCAGGGGAUAUUUUAAACUUACCUCGCGAGUCAAUUGACUUGCUGUGCUGCCGUAGGUCACUUCCGGUUUCCGGGAUAACAAAAUGGCCGCGGUCAGCCUAUUAUUUCUCGGCAUUCAGUAUGCGUUUAGUACAAAGAUACAUGAGUUUAAGAAGUGAAGUUUAAGAAUUUGGACUGCGCGGAUUGGCUCGGGCCAUUUUAAAGUGGGGUAGGAAGGGAGUAUUCGCGCACGGUCGAAGGUCUGAGGGAUGGCAAAGCGAGUAGAAGGAAAAUUUGGCGGCUACGCGAAAGUUCGGCGAGAUACCAAAAUGGGAAGAUGGGGAAGGAAAAUUUCGAGGAUGAAUUUCAAGAUAAUCUUGAAAAUAUCAGAACGGAAAGGGGCACGAUAUCUCGCUGAUACUUUUCUUUUGUAGGGCUGACUUUUCUGGUAUUUUUUUGCUUUUUUUUUCCUCGAGCUAAGCUCACGAGCACGCGAGUGAGAAAGAUUGUCCUAUGAAAAUCGCGUAUUCGAAUACGAAGACGGUUUUUUUCUCUUUCGAGGAAAAUUACGAGUGACGAAGAUAAUGACAAUGAUCACGAUUAUGACGAUGGGGUGGGUGGGGAUUUAAAAAAAAAAAAAAAGCACGGUGAAGAAGGAAGUAAAUUUUAUCGAAAAGAGAGAUAUGAGAAUUAAUGAAAAAAAAAAGAAAAAAAAAUGAAGAGUAUAAGUUUAUUUUUGAUACAUUGUUGGGGAGAUCUAAGUAAAUCUUUCUUUUUCCUUUUUGUUAGAUGUUUUAAUAACUUAAUGAAUUUUAAAGAUAUUAAAGAGGGAAGGGUAACAAAAAAAAAGGAGUAAGAAGGCGCGAAGGACGAGAAGCGGGAGAGGUAGUGGAUGCGGAGGAAAUUUUUAAUAUAAAUAAAACGCGAAGUGAGGUAAUUUCGUGAAGAAAAUAAAAAACGUGGCACAUAGCUUUUUGCACUAUGUGGGAAUAAAGGAGAUUUUAGUCGGAUAAAUUGUAUAAUAUAUUUAAUAUAUUUCGAAGGGAUGGGCGAGGGACAAAUUUCAGGGGGUCACCGUCGGGCCGUUACGGGCUGAUCGGGCUCGCAGUUUUAUGUGACACGAUCAUCCCCUAAUUUCCCUGAAUGUGACUUCCGGUGCCCAUCCCAAUUAUUUAUCAAGCGUAAAUAUUUAAAAAGUGCCAAGGGACAAAUACAGCUCGCGAAGUCAUCGGACAAAAAACCCGUGUUGACAGCUCAAAUUGCACUUGCAACAACAACAACAACAACAACAACAACAACAACAGUAACAACUACAAAAAACAACAGCAGCAGCUCGCAACAAUUUACGCUACCAGACACUUGACACGCUCCUUUUUCCAAAAAAAAAAAAACAAAAAAAAAUUUAACGAAAAUCAACGUGUUUUCAAAACCGACUAAAGAACAUCGGAAACAACAAUUUUUCAAAUCCAUUCUUUUUUCUCAUUCGACCGAAUCGCGCGAUACUUUUUCGACACGACCGGAAAUAAAGAAAUAACGAAAAUUAAACAAAAAGUGAAGAGAGAAAAUAAAUCGAUCACCAUCCCUAUGGACUAAUUCGUAUCGAUGAAAAUGUAUUUUAAAAAUUCAGUCCGAAAGAACCAAGUAAGACAGAGAGAGAACCGACGCACUUCGGCGUCGUCUUGCCUUCCUUAUCAGAAGGAUCGCUCGUUCGUUCCUUUUCUUCCUUUUCUGUUAUCUUUAUUAUCAAAGUAGCUCACUUUUGUUAACAGUCCUCGAAACACCUUUUUUUUUUAUUUAUUUAAGUAUUAAAAAAAAAGUCAGAUAAAAAAGAUUAUCACCGACUCCCCGAAGACCACGUGGAGUCUGACGGAUGAUCAAUAUCGAUGACGAUCUACAGAUCCAUCCUGUAAAAAGUAUAACGUCAAAUUUCGUCCUUUACGUUCUCUUUGUUCUUAUCCUUAAUCUUUUUUUUUCUCGUUUUUAUAAACUCGGAGAGAUUCCCUUCGACCAUGUCAUUCUUAGUUCUUAAACUCAUUACGAAACAGCCCGAAAGCCCAGUAGGCAAAGAUUAAGGAAAAAGAAAAAUAAUGAUUUUUGCCAAAAGCUCCAGACGAGGCCAGUGUAAGAGAUAACGUAAACGCGAUUAAACAAUAAUGACAAUUAAUGGCGGAUCCACUUGUAACUUCCGGCCGCACGUAUAAAAUCCAACGGUAUAUGGGGAAAAAAAAAAACAUUUUUUCUUCGGCCGACUCACCCGACACUUACGGGACUUGCACGAUUAUCAAUGAGGAUACGAGUAAAACGCUAUAUUGAUGCUAUUAACGUUAAUCGAUGCUAUCGACGCUAUUCGAUGCCAUUGAUGCCAUUGAUGCUAUUGAACGAACAAACAAAAAAAUUGAGCAACACAAGGAGACGGUGUUACAGAAGGAUGAGAAGUAGAGAGAAAACAAAAAUUAAGGUCGAUCCACAGAAACACAGGCACAAACACUCGAGAGGAAUAUGUACAAAUCAAAAGAGAGAAAGAAAAAAAAAAAGAGAAAAAACAAAUGAAGAGCAUAGAAAUUAUUAAUAUAAUAACGUAAAAGAUUUUAAUGUUAUAAAUUAUACGGGGAGAAAAAAAGUUUGAGGGACAAGGAGGAUAGGGAGAGGAGACGUGUGAAGCAAAGUAAAAAAAAAAAAAAAAACAUAUGGUGAGGACGCCAA